AUGACCGAUAAUUCAUCCGGUGAAGAGUUAGCCGUCGCAGAUGUAUGGGCUCUUCCGACUGAGGAGUUUCAUGGGUUGUGGGAAAACCUAAUAUACGACUCAAAGUUAAAGGAAGAUACAUUACGGUUUGUUGAAACUGCUUUUGAAUUUUCGGAUCGCGGUGUUGAUCCGAAUAUUGUAGGUUGGAAUAGAGUCGUGUUACUACACGGGCCGCCUGGGACAGGUAAAACGAGUCUGUGCCGUGCACUGGCUCAGAAGUUGGCUGUGCGCCUAUCUGACAGAUUUCCUCGCGCACGUUUGUUGGAAAUAAAUGCCCACGGGCUCUUUUCGAAAUGGUUCUCUGAAAGCGGUAAACUGGUAGCGAAGUUGUUUGAAAGAAUUCGUGAAAUAGUUGAAGAUCGAAGACUUCUCGCGUGCAUCCUCGUCGACGAGGUGGAAUCUCUCGCGCACGCUCGUCGCGCGGCGCUCGCGGGUCUGGAGCCCUCAGACUCGAUCCGCGCCGUCAACGCGAUCCUGACGCAACUGGACCGGCUCAAGCGGCAUCCGAACGCCCUCGUGCUGACCACGUCGAACGUGACCGGCGCGAUCGACGUGGCGUUCGUGGACCGCGCGGACAUCAAGCGGCGCGUGGGCCCGCCGUCGGAGCGCGCCGCCUAUGAGAUAUUGCGCGGCUGCUGCGUGGAGCUGAUGGCGCGCGGAGUGGUGGCGCCGCGCGAACAGCUGUUCCCGCUGCGCGUGCUGGAGGCGGCGCGGUUCGCGGAGAGCGAGGGCUCGCGCGCCAGCCUGCGCCUGCGCGAGGUGGCGCGCGCCGCGGCCGCCGGCGCGCUCUCGGCGCGCGCGCUGCGCCGCCUGCCUUUCCUGGCGCGCGCGCUGCACGCCGCGCGGGCGCCGCCGCUGCUGCGCUUCACGGACGCCCUGCACGCGGCGCUCGCGCAGCAGCUCAGCGACGCGCGCGAUCUGUGCGACGACGGGCCGCCCGUACCAGCCGCCUGUGCCGCUCCAGAUGGACCCUUC
Iphiclides podalirius (scarce swallowtail) is the source of this 1014-nucleotide messenger RNA. Lineage: Eukaryota; Metazoa; Arthropoda; Insecta; Lepidoptera; Papilionidae. The record is from the annotation of a GenBank genome assembly.